Messenger RNA from Colletotrichum spaethianum, 549 nucleotides. RefSeq lists its product as uncharacterized. Gene Ontology annotation, molecular function: acyltransferase activity, transferring groups other than amino-acyl groups. The transcript has a single exon. NCBI's taxonomy places the organism in Eukaryota, Fungi, Ascomycota, Sordariomycetes, Glomerellales, Glomerellaceae. The record is from RefSeq and is a predicted model, not a curated record. Bases 1 to 549 code for a protein of 182 amino acids.
AUGGCCAAUGUCAACCCACUCAGCUUCCGCGUUGCGACGUUGGAAGAUGCGCCGCAACUUCAGCAACUCGUGCAAGCCGCCUUUCGCGCAGAAGACAGCCGGGCAGACUGGACGGCGGACAUGGAACUCGGAAGGUCGUUUGAGUAUUCCGUUGAGGAAGCUUUGACAACCAUUAAGAAUCCCGAAGCAGCAAUCAUCAUGGCAAUCGACCAGAACGGCGUCCUCGUAGGAUCUGUUCAAACCAUCAAGCGAAACGCCGACCUUGCUCGUCUCGCCAUGCUUUCCGUGGACCCGAACCAGCAGCGGGGGGGCAUCGGGCGCCAGGUCCUCGCCUUUGCCGAAGAGUAUGCCCGGCAAUGGGGGGUGAAGACUUUCGGAUUGAAUGCGCUUUCGUCGCGCGAGAAGCUCAUUGAGUGGUAUGAGCGCUGUGGAUACAAGAAGUCUGGCGAGACUUCUCCGUUCCCAGUUGAUCGGUUCCCUCAACUGGAUUUGCCAAAGGACUUGUGUUUUGUUGAGUUGGAGAAGGAUGCUGUGACUGGAAAGUCGUGA